CUCAAGCAUCACCGAGAGCUCAGCUCCAAGGCCGAACUAUACCACUUAGAAGAAUGGAAGCCCAUGCAUCAGUUGGCAUGCUUCCGAAAGUCCUGGAAAGUCAAUUGCUUCAGACUACCAAAUUAGUGGAAGAACAGCUUGAUUCUGAAAUUCAGAAACUGGAUCAGAUGGAUGAGGAUGAAUUGGAACGCCUCAAAGAAAAGAGACUUCAAGCACUAAGGAAAACUCAACAGCAGAAACAAGAAUGGAUUUCUAAAGGACACGGGGAGUACAGAGAAAUCCCUAGUGAGAGAGACUUUUUUCAAGAAGUCAAGGAGAGUAAAAAAGUGGUUUGUCAUUUCUACAGAGACUCAACACUCAGAUGUAAAAUAAUAGACAAGCAUUUGGCAAUACUGUCCAAGAAACAUCUUGAGACCAAAUUUUUGAAGCUGAAUGUGGAAAAAGCACCUUUCCUUUGUGAGAGAUUGCGUAUCAAAGUCAUUCCCACACUAGCACUAGUAAAAGAUGGGAAGACACAAGAUUAUGUUGUCGGAUUUACCGAUCUCGGAAAUACAGAUGACUUCACCACAGAGACGUUAGAAUGGAGGCUUGGUUGUUCUGAUAUUCUUAAUUACAGUGGGAAUUUAAUGGAGCCACCGUUUCAGAGCCAAAAGAAAUUUGGAACAAACUUCAUAAAGCUGGAGAAGAAAACUAUCCGAGGAACGAAAUACGAUUCAGACUCUGAUGAGGAUUAG
This is a messenger RNA of Chrysochloris asiatica (Cape golden mole), 734 nucleotides long. RefSeq names its product thioredoxin domain containing 9 (gene TXNDC9). Gene Ontology annotation, biological process: microtubule cytoskeleton organization. Gene Ontology annotation, cellular component: cytoplasm. The transcript has 5 exons. The record is from RefSeq and is a predicted model, not a curated record. The coding region runs from base 54 to 734 and encodes 226 amino acids. Lineage: Eukaryota; Metazoa; Chordata; Mammalia; Afrosoricida; Chrysochloridae.